AAGAGCGCUAUAAAUGUAUUAGAAAAUCAUAUCAGGAGAUGAUAUCCACUCUUAUUUUUACCUACAGAUCUGCAGAAUUCAGAGUUCAGUCAUGCCAAAUAAAACGACAAUUAGAGAAUUCAUUCUUCUGGGACUUACGGAUGACCCCGAGUUACAAGCUGUGAUAUUCUUCUUUAUGCUGUUCACCUAUUUAUUAAGUGUAGGUGGAAACAUGACCAUCAUCAUGUUAACGCUAUCAAAUGUCUGUUUGAAGACUCCUAUGUAUUUCUUCCUCAGGAAUUUCUCUUUCUUAGAAAUUUCAUUCACUACGGUCUGUAUUCCUAGGUUUCUGAUCAGCAUUGCAACGGGAGACACAACCAUUUCCUAUAAUGCUUGCAUGACGCAAGUAUUUUUUUUAAUCCUUCUGGGUUCCACAGAGUUUUUUCUUCUGGCCGUGAUGUCCUAUGACCGCUAUGUGGCUAUCUGCAAACCUCUACACUACACAACUAUCAUGAGUAACAAAGUCUGCCACCAGCUUGUCAUCAGCUCCUGGCUGGCUGGUUUCCUCAUUAUCUUUCCCCCGGUGAUUAUGGGCCUCCAGCUGGAUUUCUGUGACUCCAACAUCAUUGACCAUUUCACUUGUGACUCUUCUCCUAUGCUACUGAUUGCUUGCACUGACACAAAGUUUCUAGAGCUUAUGGCAUUUUUCUUAGCAGUAUUCACACUCAUGGUAACUCUGCCCUUGGUGAUUCUCUCUUACACACUCAUCCUCAGAACAAUUCUCAAGAUCCCCUCUGGCCAGCAAAGGAAAAAGGCCUUUUCUACUUGUUCCUCCCAUAUGAUUGUGGUAUCCAUUUCUUAUGGGAGUUGCAUUUUUAUGUAUGUAAAAACAUCUGCAAAAGAAGGUGUCGCUUUGAGCAAAGGGGUGGCAGUACUUAAUACCUCCGUUGCUCCCACGCUGAAUCCCUUUAUUUAUACCUUAAGGAACCAGCAGGUAAGACAGGCCCUUAAGGACAUCACCCAAAAGAUGUCAUUAUCAAACAAGCAUUAAUCACUAUGAAAUCUAUAGCUGAAAUCACAAGU
Molecule: messenger RNA, 1062 nt
Organism: Phacochoerus africanus (Common warthog)
Lineage: Eukaryota; Metazoa; Chordata; Mammalia; Artiodactyla; Suidae
Product: olfactory receptor 6C65
Exons: 1
Coding region: 92-1030 (312 amino acids)
Biological process (GO): G protein-coupled receptor signaling pathway
Cellular component (GO): membrane
Molecular function (GO): olfactory receptor activity; G protein-coupled receptor activity
Source: RefSeq, a predicted model, not a curated record